GUUGGGAAGUAUCUUGAGGAGAAGAAAUGGUCCUUCAGUAAAGCUGGAUCAUCGCAGAAAGGAAUGGUUAUAGGACUGGGAGCACUCAAUCUUUUUGGAGUUGUUGUUCUGGGCAGCAUGUUAAAGAACACUGCAAUAGCACCCGCUGGCUUUAUUUCUUUUGUUGCUGACAUAUUUCCUCUACUCCAGGUCUAUGCUGCUUCGUUCUUUGCAAUACCCUUGUUCCGAUGGUUCCUCUUGCGUAAAAGGAAUGCAGAUAUUGAAAAACGCAAUCUGGGUAGAAAACAACAAGCUCGAGCCCUUGAAUUGCCUGAUUCAUCUCUCAGAAGGAAGCUUUCCAGCGCUAGAGAGAUGGCACGUCGAACUGUUAUUGGUUCAGAGAGGAUAGUCUACAGUACAGAAAAAGAUGUUUCAGACCAAGAUUUUGAGGCUAGAGAAUGGGAUCGGAGAUUCAGAGAACUUGAGAGAUCGGAUUGAUGACAACACUGUUUUAUCCUUCAUAUCAUCAAACUAUCUUUGCUGCUGCUGCCCCAUAAUACCCUAACCAGGAAGUGUGCUGGUUACUGAAGGCGUAAAUCAGAAAGCAGCAGGGCUUCACUCUCCAUUUGUACAAUUUCUGUUAAUAUCACCAUAAUUUUAUCAACAGACAGCUGCUGGCUGCCAGGGCACUUCCAGACAUUGACAAAGACACUGCGGUCAGUUUUUUGCACAUGGCUCGGGUUGUUGUAGAAAUGUUUCACUUUUGUACGCGCUAUUGUUGUAAUAAUUUCUUUAAGUUCUAAUGUUAUUCUUAAGGUAGCUAUCA
This is a messenger RNA of Asparagus officinalis (garden asparagus), 805 nucleotides long. RefSeq lists its product as uncharacterized. Gene Ontology annotation, cellular component: chloroplast envelope. NCBI's taxonomy places the organism in Eukaryota, Viridiplantae, Streptophyta, Magnoliopsida, Asparagales, Asparagaceae. The annotation marks the transcript as partial. The record is from RefSeq and is a predicted model, not a curated record. The transcript is spliced from 5 exons.